Messenger RNA from Cornus florida, 1777 nucleotides. Its product is annotated as squalene synthase 1. Gene Ontology annotation, cellular component: endoplasmic reticulum membrane. The transcript has 15 exons. The record is from RefSeq and is a predicted model, not a curated record. Lineage: Eukaryota; Viridiplantae; Streptophyta; Magnoliopsida; Cornales; Cornaceae. The coding region runs from base 237 to 1481 and encodes 414 amino acids. Gene Ontology annotation, biological process: lipid biosynthetic process; farnesyl diphosphate metabolic process. Gene Ontology annotation, molecular function: squalene synthase [NAD(P)H] activity.
AUAUGUAGGACGUGUAUCAAUCUAUCUCAUGCUGAGGAAGGUUAGCAUUUCUCAUCACAGAGAACAAACAAGGUCGAUCGUAAUCGUAAGAGAAGAAACGCUUCUUUGGAUGGCAAUAUGGAAGGAAUUUCUUGCUCAGUUUAAUUAUGUACCAUAACUUUAGAGUUAUUCAGAAAUUAAAAUGAUUUCAUUUGACGAUCUGCAAUUGAUCAUCGCUGUAAUCAAUUGAAGGUGAAAUGGGAAGUUUGGGGGCGAUCGUGAAGCAUCCGGAUGAUUUCUAUCCGUUGUUGAAGCUGAAAAUGGCGGCGAGGCAUGCCGAGAAGCAGAUCCCUUCGGAGCCUCAUUGGGCCUUCUGUUACACCAUGCUUCAGAAGGUCUCUCGCAGUUUCGCUCUCGUUAUUCAACAACUCGGCACCGACCUUCGCAACGCCGUAUGCAUUUUUUACUUGGUUCUUCGAGCAUUGGACACUGUUGAGGAUGAUACGAGCAUACCAACAGAAGUUAAAGUCCCUAUUCUGAUGGCUUUCCAUCGUCACAUAUAUGAUCCCGACUGGCAUUUUUCAUGUGGUACGAAGGACUACAAAGUUCUCAUGGACGAGUUCCAUCAUGUUUCUACUGCUUUUCUGGAGCUCGGAAGAAGUUAUCAGGAGGCAAUUGAGGAUAUUACCAUGAGAAUGGGUGCAGGAAUGGCUAAAUUUAUAUGCAAGGAGGUAGAGACAACUGAUGACUAUGAUGAAUAUUGUCACUAUGUGGCAGGACUUGUUGGGUUAGGAUUGUCGAAGCUUUUUCAUGCGUCCGGAACUGAAGAUUUGGCUUCAGAUUAUCUCUCCAAUUCAAUGGGUUUAUUUCUUCAGAAAACAAAUAUUAUUCGAGAUUAUCUGGAGGAUAUAAAUGAGAUACCGAAGUCACGUAUGUUUUGGCCUCGCCAGAUUUGGAGUAAAUAUGUUAACAAACUCGAGGACUUAAAAUAUGAGGAGAACUCGAUCAAGGCAGUGCAAUGUCUCAAUGACAUGGUCACAAAUGCUUUGUUGCAUGCGGAGGAUGCCCUAACGUACAUGUCUGCUUUGCGAGAUCCUGCUAUCUUCAAAUUUUGUGCCAUUCCACAGAUCAUGGCAAUUGGAACCUUAGCUCUAUGCUACAACAACGUUGAAGUCUUCAGGGGUGUAGUAAAAAUGAGACGUGGUCUUACUGCUAAAGUUAUUGACCGCACAAAAACAAUGUCUGAUGUCUAUGGUGCUUUCUUCGACUUUUCUUGUAUGCUGAAAUCCAAGGUCGACAAGAAUGAUCCUAAUGCUACCAAAACGUUGAGCAGGCUAGACACAAUUCUAAAGACUUGCAGGGACUCUGGAACCUUAAACAAAAGGAAAUCUUACAUCGUCAAGAGUGAGCCAAACUACAAUUCAGCUAUGGUUGUUGUAUUAUUCAUUAUACUGGGUAUCCUAUUCGCGUAUCUAUCCGCAAACCGAUCAAUGAAUAUUUGAUUGGCUUAUGUGAGGGUGAAAUCAUGGGUAGCUGCACAAGCGCAUGCCUAGCUUCCUGGAUCAUUUGUGGUGCUUAUAUACAAAUACUACUACUGUAACGGCGAUGUUUGGCAUCACCUACGUAGUUGUCUAAUACAGUUUCUGUAACUUCCAUGUACAAACCACUUCUGAUUGAAAGUUCACUACUCAAUAACAAAUUGAGCAUGCUAUUGUAUUGUUUUUCUGACUUUCUGGAAUAUUUUUGUGGUUUUUGGUAAAGCAAUAUAUAUAUAUAUUGUUGAUAUUCUGUUUCUCUA